Messenger RNA from Punctularia strigosozonata HHB-11173 SS5, 1368 nucleotides. RefSeq lists its product as uncharacterized. The transcript has 3 exons. Gene Ontology annotation, molecular function: acyltransferase activity, transferring groups other than amino-acyl groups. The record is from RefSeq and is a predicted model, not a curated record. NCBI's taxonomy places the organism in Eukaryota, Fungi, Basidiomycota, Agaricomycetes, Corticiales, Punctulariaceae. Bases 1 to 1368 code for a protein of 455 amino acids.
AUGGAAGACGUACAGAUCAUCGCAGCAGGAUCUUUCGACACGAGCGGCAACGAGAAGCACUCCAUACUGGUGAUUGGCUGGGUCCUUGACGCACCGUUGGACCCUCUCAUACUUGAGCACGCGUGGGCGAAGUUGAACUCGGACUGGCCGAUUCUCUCGGCGCGGCUGAGGAACAAUGGCAAGGAAUGGGAGUUUCACGUCCCGAAAUCGGCCAACCGAUACGGGUUCAGACACUUGGCGGUGAACGCACCGAUCGCCUCUCGAUACGAUUAUCCCAAGAUAUCUGCAGACAGCAUCCAAUGCACCAUCAAGCACUUCCCCUACGAUUUAUAUUCCGACCCGGCAUGUCGCUCGAUGAACGAUCUGUUCACCAAAGACAUUCCGAACGCGGCAUUACAGCUCACGAACUUCGAAGACGCCAGCAUUGUCGGCCUGACUAUCCCUCACGUCCUCGCAGAUGGCCAUGGAGUCAAAGUGGUCUUGAACGCGCUUCUCCAGACUCUGCAUGGAGAGGAGGUGGCUCCCAUUGAUCCUAUCCCAGAACCCUUCGCGAAGUUCAAGGACGUGCCUCAACCUCCCGCGGUUGUGGGCUGGAGGUUGUUCAACUUCUUCCAGAUGCUGACUUUUGUGGCAUGCAUGCUGUGGGACCGGAUCCGCUACCCGAAGUACGAGGUCCGGGAACUGUACGUACCGCAAAAGGAAGUUGAGCGUAUCAAACAGCAAGCCAUGGACGACAUUAGGAAUGAACUAGGGGAGCAAACGGGAGAAUGGGUUAGCACUAGCGAUGCAUUAGUCGCCUUCACGUUGAAGGGCAUGUACCCGUCGGAAACUUCUCAGAGAUCAUUCAGUCUGAUGUACUCGGCCAACAUCCGCAGUCAAGUGCCGUCACUUGUCCCGCCUGUAUACCUCGGAAAUGCAGCCUACGGGGUCGUUCUAUCACGACCAGUCAAAGAGAUAUCAUCUAUGUCUCUGGGAGCGCUCGCGCUCCUCGUUCGUCGAAUUCUACAGGAGCAGACAUCGCAGGCGGCGACAGAAGACUAUCUUCGCUGGCGUCUUUCUCCCAUCAACUUCCGCAAGAUGACUAUGUUCAUGGAACCGAGCGGGCUUUGGAACGUGAUCACCAAUUGGCGGAACAUGAAGCUCAUGGACGUCGACUUCACUCCCGCCUUGCCGUCCGGGUCGGAGGUGAAAUCGGUCAAUUGCGUGUACCUUGGCUCCGGGUCGCACAUGACCUUCCCCACACGACAUUGCUUUGGACUUACAGCGGACGAUCCUCGGGGUGGUGUAUGGAUGAGUGGGGAUCUUGCCAAGGAGAUGUGGGAGCGUAAAGACGGGUUCGGUCGCUUCGCUCCCAGUAAUUCUCAGUAG